This is a messenger RNA of Lactuca virosa, 201 nucleotides long. NCBI's taxonomy places the organism in Eukaryota, Viridiplantae, Streptophyta, Magnoliopsida, Asterales, Asteraceae. The record is from the annotation of a GenBank genome assembly.
AUGAAAUCAUCGACUGCUUUCUUCUCCAAGAUGUGGACUCAUCUUCUCCGACGACGCAACAAUUCUGAUUCACCUUCAAUUCAAAGUCGGAAAUUGGGACAUCUGAGAUCGAAGGCGGAAAUUGGAACUCCGAUUUACCGUCUGAGGUUUGUGUCUCGAUUAUCAAGUGACUUAUCAAUUCGUUCUUCGUUUGAGGUGUGA